AUGCGCGCGAGACGCCUUGGCCGCGGCGACGGCGCUGCGCUCUUCGGGCUGCUGUGGGCGGCCUCGUGUCUAUUCCUGGUGGCGCUGCGCUUCUCCCCUCACGAACGGGCGGCGUCGGGCGUCCAGGCAUCUCGAAAAUCCGCUGUCUUUGAGCCAAAAUCUGCGAUGGAGGACGGAUUUUUCCCGCUAAAUGAGGAUUCCGAGGGCCAGGCGACGGUGUCGCUGGUCGAGUCGCUGCCCGUGGGGGACUUCGCGCUGGCGUUGGCCGUCCCGCAGACGUUCGAGGCGUUGACGCGCCAUGUUCAGACGGCAAAGACGUCCAUCGACCUCAGUGCCAUGUACUGGAACCUGCUGGGCGCCGACGACCGCAAAGUUUAUUCGGAGGCCGAGAUGAAGCAAUUCGGGGCGGAGCGAGGCCGCAAGCUGCUGUUUGCACUGCGAGACGCGGCAACUCGGGGUGUAAAAUUCCGGAUUUUAACCGCUAAACAAAGUAUCGGUGAGCAAGAGCAGAUUUUAUCGGAUGAACGCGCAUCGUGCUCUAAAUUACCCGAGGAAGUGCAGAUGCUGGUGGAUGCAGCGAAGGAAAAUAUCCAAGUGCGCUGCUGGAGCGGCCCCGAGUGGUACGGCAGCGGCAUCUUGCACCAGAAAAUCUGGAUUUUCGAUUCGCGUCACGUGUAUGUGGGGAGCGCCAACAUGGACUGGAAGUCGCUGGCACAAGUGAUGGAGGUGGGCGUGGUCAUGGAAAAUCUACCGACAAAAUCUACUGUGAUGCAGGACAUACAGAGGCUGUUUGAGACCUGGUGGAUGUUCGCGUCGCCCGAGUUGCUGCCGGCGAAGACGGGGAGCUACUUCUCGGAGAAGUUCCAGCGGGAGCUGCAAGUGCCGGCGUGGUCGCUGUAUCUGCCGGAGGAUAAGAGAAGUGAAGAUCCAUUCAUGAAGGCGGGGUUGCAAUCGCUGGGAAACAUUUCUCAUCAGUUGGAGACACCGUUUAGUUCACGUUCGGAGGGAAAUGAGACGGAAGAUGAUUCCGAAGUUGGUGCGUCGACCUCCGCGCAGAUGUUCGUUGCGGCUGCACCGUUGGAGGCAACCGCUGGACACUCGCGCGCCUUUGAUGAAGACGCGUUGGUGUACACGAUCCGAUCGGCCAAUUCGUUCGUUAGUCUCAGUGUCAUGGACUUUGCGCCGUUCUCGAUGUACACGCCCGGACCUCUCCACUGGCCAGCGCUGACUGAUGCACUGCUGGCCGGUGUGUACAGCAAGCCUGGGCUACGCGUGCGUCUGUUGAUCAGCCAGUGGCAGCAUACCAGCCCUCAACUGCUGGAGGCACUUGCCACGCUGAAGAAGCAGGCGGAACUGUGUCAGCAUAUGCACGCUCGGUGCUCCGGAAGACUCGAGAUCAAGAUCUUCCGUGUGCCAGGUUGGCAGAACACGACGUCGAGCGCUGGUUCGAAGGCUGCGUGGCCUUCGUACACCCGCGUGAACCACGCCAAGUACAUUGUCACGGAUACUCGCGCGAACGUGGGCACGAGCAACAUGGAGUGGGGAUACUUUUACACCACAGCAGGGGCGAGCGUCAACACGAACCACGAACCGACACGAAAGGCACUUGAAAACGUGUUUGAGAGGAAUUGGAACUCAAGCUACGCUAAAGCCUUGGAAGAAGUAAUCGCAAGCGAGUCUUAAGCAUUCCUCAGGCCGUCUACGUGUUGCGUGUUUGUCUUGCCCCAAUAACGCAAAAAAUAAAUAUUCAUUCGUAUAGUCU
Phytophthora sojae is the source of this 1762-nucleotide messenger RNA. RefSeq lists its product as hypothetical. The record is from RefSeq and is a predicted model, not a curated record. The coding region runs from base 1 to 1683 and encodes 560 amino acids. NCBI's taxonomy places the organism in Eukaryota, Oomycota, Peronosporomycetes, Peronosporales, Peronosporaceae. Gene Ontology annotation, molecular function: catalytic activity. The transcript has a single exon.